UCGGAGCUGGAAAUGCCACUGUUGGGGUCUUCGGAGGCUGCGGAGCUGAAGGCGGAGGCGGCUGGGGAGGUCCGAGCGAUGUGACCAGGCCGCCGUCGCUCGUCUCUUCCUCUCUCCUGCCGCCUCCUGUCUCGAAAAUAACUUUUUUUUUACUCUAAAGAAAGGAGAAAAAAAGUAGCCGUCCGCCCCUCACGCCCUCUCUUAUUCUCAGUCCUCUGCCCUGUGAGGGAGCCGGGGGUGGCCGCUCCGCCAUCGGGGCCGCGCCGCCGAGCCCCGGCCGCCCCGGGCCGCCCCGGGCCACCCCCGUCCGCCGCCCCCAUGCAUCCCUUCUACACUCAGGCCGCCACCAUGAUAGGCGAGAUCGCCGCCGCGGUGUCCUUCAUCUCCAAGUUCCUCUGCACCAAGGGGCUCACGAGCGAGCGACAGCUGCAGACGUUCAGCCAGAGCCUGCAGGAGCUGCUGGCAGAACAUUAUAAACGUCACUGGUUCCCAGAAAAGCCAUGCAAGGGAUCAGGUUACCGUUGUAUUCGCAUCAACCAUAAAAUGGAUCCUCUGAUUGGACAGGCAGCACAGAGGAUUGGACUGAGCGGUCAGGAGCUGUUCAGGCUGCUCCCAAGUGAACUCACACUCUGGGUUGACCCUUACGAAGUGUCCUACAGAAUCGGAGAGGAUGGCUCCAUCUGCGUGCUGUAUGAAGCCUCACCAGCAGGAGGUAGCACUCAGAACAGCACCAACGUGCAAAUGGUAGACAGCAGGAUCAGCUGUAAGGAGGAACUUCUCUUGGGCAGAACAAGCCCUUCCAAAAACUACAAUAUGAUGACUGUAUCAGGUUAAGAUAUAGUCUAUGGAUGGAUCAUCUUAUAAUGGAUGGAUAAAUUUGAUUUUUGCUUUGGGUGGUCUCCUUUUGGGGAUGGAUUAUGGAAUUUAACCAUGUUACAGCUUUGAAGAUCUGGCACAAGAUAGAAUGGUAAAAAAAAUUUUUUAAGUGAUAGUGCCAUAGUUUGGACAGUACCUUUCAAUGAUUUAAUAGCCUGUGAGUCCAAGUAAAUCACUUUAUUUGCUAGGGAGUGAAGUCCUAGAGUGGUUUCAGUUUCUCCCAGACAUCCUUAAAUUUUACAUCAACCCCUUGAAUGAAAAUCUAUAUUUCAAAGAACCUUUCUCUGCAGUAGAUCUUGCAGAGGAAUUUGCACUAUUACACUUGAAAAUUGUUAU
Molecule: messenger RNA, 1212 nt
Organism: Nycticebus coucang (slow loris)
Lineage: Eukaryota; Metazoa; Chordata; Mammalia; Primates; Lorisidae
Product: protein BTG1-like
Exons: 1
Coding region: 319-834 (171 amino acids)
Biological process (GO): negative regulation of mitotic cell cycle; negative regulation of cell population proliferation
Cellular component (GO): cytoplasm; nucleus
Source: RefSeq, a predicted model, not a curated record